Messenger RNA from Aspergillus versicolor CBS 583.65, 820 nucleotides. RefSeq lists its product as uncharacterized. The coding region runs from base 225 to 689 and encodes 154 amino acids. The transcript is spliced from 2 exons. The record is from RefSeq and is a predicted model, not a curated record. Lineage: Eukaryota; Fungi; Ascomycota; Eurotiomycetes; Eurotiales; Aspergillaceae.
CAUCUGACUGCGGGUCGGCAGCAGUUCCUGCGGGGGGCUCUUGGGCUGGGGUGAAGUAAGAGAUGCCAGAGGCAGGUUUGACAUCAAUAUCGGGUACUUGCUUCGAAGCCAUGGUCAAAAUUUGAGCUUGGGCGGGAAUUGUAGGUCAAUUGCACUGAGAUGCCCAGAAGAGGGGUUUCGGGGUUAUAUGCGACGAGCGGCUUAGAAAUCAUGGCGAGUUGGUGAUGUCAAGCCUCGGUAGAGUGGAUGCAACGGCGAGAUGGGCGCUCUAUGUUUCCGGCAUAUUGUAUAGUUUCGGAGCAUCUGUUUCUCCCUUCUCUCACACAGCAAGGGCAAAUCGCUAUACAGAAGGGCUGCCAUCAGAAAGUAACUGCAAGCGAGGUGCAGACCGCUUCUUCUUGCGAAGGCAUUGUGCCUCUCUUCAUCCCGUAUCCACCGAUUUUGCAGGAUGCAACCGAAGACAUAAAGGCGGUUUCUGGGACAUUCUCUCCAGAUACAUAAAUCAACGACAGGCCAGCCGGAGCUUCAAAUUUCUGCCCUGGAGCAAGUGCAUGCGAGUUCGGAGACGCGCCUCCACUCCGUGGUCCGCAUCCCGCCAAAACUUUUUCCUUGGGGUGACUCAACGCUCCGACCUUAAUAUUUCCCCCCUCCUUCCAUUCUCCAUUCCAAUUCUCAAUUCUCCCCGUUAACUGUACUACACCAUAAAAAAUGGGCAAAGGAAAGAUCUGUGUCGCCUUCAGCGGUGGUCUCGACACCAGCAUUAUCUGUUAGCCUUCUCCGGUCUCCCCCAAUGCUUCCCCACGUGCUCCGGCUGAUCCAA